AUGUUCAUGGUCAUGACGGCAAGCAUGCUAAACGUGGAGAAGAAAAAUGCGAGUUACCACCAAAACGUCGUAGAGCGCCCUCUCCACCGUCGACAGCCAGGAAAUGCCGCCCCUGCGGACUUGGUGGUGCUCCGUCGCCGCCGUCUUUGCGAGCGAGGCCGGUCGCCACCGCCUGCUCUCGACGACCGGCUUGAGCACCAGCAUGAUGCGGGUGAAUGUGCCGAGGACGACGAGAAAGAUGCAGGUCCCCACGUACUGGCCGGCGCCUAG
Molecule: messenger RNA, 270 nt
Organism: Pyricularia pennisetigena
Lineage: Eukaryota; Fungi; Ascomycota; Sordariomycetes; Magnaporthales; Pyriculariaceae
Exons: 2
Coding region: 1-270 (89 amino acids)
Source: RefSeq, a predicted model, not a curated record